CAGUGCUGAACUACGACGACAAUGGACGAAGAUGAAAAAUUAAUUUAUUUAGUACAGAAGUAUGAUUGUCUGUUUAACGUCAAGGCGAAAACCUACAGUGAUAAAAAUUGUAGGAAAAAUGCCUGGCAAAAAGUAAGCGGUGAAAUGCAAAUUUCUGAGGCAGAGUGUCAAAAGCGGUGGAAAAGAAUUCGAGAUUGUUACAAGAAAGCAAUUAGGCUAAGACAGUUUAAGAGUGGUUCUGCUAGAUCAAAUGAUAAGCCAAUAAGAUUUGAAAAAGAAUUGGAGUUUUUAAAACCAUACUUGCAGAACAAACCACAGACGUCUAACUUAGAGAGCUCCGAAGAAAAUGACGUAAACACUGAUACCGACACAAACUUGUCCGUUGCGUCGCCAUCUCGACCCGAAUCACAAUUAUCCAGUCAUUCCGAUACUACUCGAAAGAAGUCACAACCACUAUCACAAAUGUUAUUCGCACAAUAUUUGGAAAAUAAGAAAACAGAAGAAGAUCCAACGGACACUUUUUUUCUCUCUAUGUCCAAAACGGUUAAACGGAUGCCAAUACAAAUGCAAGUGCUACUGAAACGACAGAUAUUGCUUUUAGUAACUGACGCGGAAAUAAAAGUUGCUUCGAAUGAAAUGUGCACCUUUCAACCUGAAACAACUAAUAUCAACUCAACGCAAGCAAAUACUUCUUCAUCCAUCGGCUAUACAACAGAACUACGAACCGAAUCAGAAAGUCUUCAGCUACAAUCUAAUUCCACUAACUGUAUUUCUAAUUCCAACACUUAUAAAAUGCAGCCAAAUACCGGGUAUUAUACAACACAGCUACCAACCAUUUAUACUCCUUCUAACACAUACUCAAUGCAGUCAAAAACGUCAUCCAGUAGCAACAGCAUAAUCCCUAAUCAGUUCGAAAAUAGCACUUCUUCGAGAUAUCGUGUGGAAGAUCGUAUGGAAGAUCUCGACCUGCCACCUUCACCAUACAUACCAUUGCCGAUUGGGACGACGACGCGGCAACAAAGGGAUGGUGAUAAUGACUACAGUUAAUGACGUUAUGUAUGACUGAUUUAAUGCCAUGAUUUACGGUAUAAGGGACGGUUCUCCAAAAAAUUAUAAAUACUUAUUUUUUGUCAUACCUACGCCUGUACUUUCCGGAAAUAAUGUGAUGUAGAUUUUAGCUUAAAAUUAUGUGAUAGGUAGAUAUGCAUGGUAUCAGUUUUCGAAGAACUGUCCUUGUGUACUUAAUAAUGCGCGUAAAAUUAAAGAUAAAUAAAUCUAUGUAAAUUAAAAUAAAUGCUUUUGACUCUUCCUAAUCAAUUUACAUUUUUUAUUUUUAUUUUAAUGCUUUAGAAUAGAAUAGAAUGGAAAUCUAAGCUAGCUUAAAAAUGUACUUACCUCAAGCAUAUUGAUAUCCGCUCUUCAACGGAAAUAGGUAUUCUUAAAUUUGUUUCUUGCUUUUGGAUGUGAGGCCUCAAAAUAUUUACCAAAUUUUCAAACUUAUCUAAACCCAUUUUAUAAUAAUCAUAAAAAUAUCUUGGGUCCAGACUUAAAUCAUUACUACAGAGUGUUCUGAAUUCGCCAAGUAUAUGUCUUUUCUUCCAUAACUCGUGAACCCAAAAUUUUCGUUUUAUUUUUCUAUCCUCAGCUGCUGAUGUAAAUUCACUUUCUUCCUCUUCAGCUUCUGAUAUUAGAGCAAUCAUGAUAAGAUCGAUAUCAACCAUUAUAAUACUGUCGAGCGAGCACCAUUCACGAAUGUUCGAAAGUCUCUGAACUGGUUCCGUCACUACGCGCCGUCGCGCACAAUCGCGCGUCGCCUCGCGAAGACGCGCGUCGCCUCGCGAAGGCGCGCGUCACCGUGCAAAACAUGACGCGUCGCGUCGCUUCGACUCUGCGCCAGUGUGAGUUGAGCCUUAGGG
Pararge aegeria (speckled wood butterfly) is the source of this 1916-nucleotide messenger RNA. RefSeq lists its product as uncharacterized. NCBI's taxonomy places the organism in Eukaryota, Metazoa, Arthropoda, Insecta, Lepidoptera, Nymphalidae. Gene Ontology annotation, molecular function: DNA binding. The transcript is spliced from 2 exons. Gene Ontology annotation, biological process: regulation of transcription by RNA polymerase II. Gene Ontology annotation, cellular component: nucleus; transcription regulator complex. The coding region runs from base 22 to 1047 and encodes 341 amino acids. The record is from RefSeq and is a predicted model, not a curated record.